Messenger RNA from Encephalitozoon hellem ATCC 50504, 813 nucleotides. RefSeq lists its product as uncharacterized. The record is from RefSeq and is a predicted model, not a curated record. The transcript has a single exon. NCBI's taxonomy places the organism in Eukaryota, Fungi, Microsporidia, Unikaryonidae. Gene Ontology annotation, cellular component: endoplasmic reticulum membrane. Gene Ontology annotation, biological process: protein folding. Bases 1 to 813 code for a protein of 270 amino acids.
AUGCAUCCAAUAGACAAGGUGUGUACAGAGUCCAACUUUCCGAUGUGCCAACAUCUAAGCAAUGAGAUUUGUAAAAACACAAGCAGAGGAUUUCUUCUGUUCAAAACCAAGGUGUCUUCUCCAACAACUGUAAUUCUUCUGUUUGUGGUUAUGCUAUCUGCUGUAAGGAUGAUCAGACAUGUGAAGGCCCUGUGUUCUUCUGUAGGACGCAAAGAAAUGCUUGUGUUUUUUAACCUGUAUUUUGGAUCUGCUGCACUAGAAGCAGUACUUGUGGGGUUUAGGGAAUCUAUCUCAAAACAAACACAUUUGUUUCUUACAUCCAUCCAGCUAUCGCUUUACGCUUCGGGAUUCUUUUCUCUCUUUCUAGGGAGUAUAACUAUAGAUAUGUUUACGGGAAUUCUUGGGUUUAGAGCUGCAACUUUGCUCAAAAUAUCCACAGCCAUCUAUUCUGUAGGGAUAGGUACUGUCAUAUUUACGGGGCUAACCGCCUCGACAAAAGAAAUUGCUUCAAUUCCUUUCUUUGUCUUAAAUCCACUCUUUUUCUUCCUAUACAUGGUAUUUCAGGUCAAAAGACUUAGAAAAACAGAUGGAGAGAUAUGGGCAUAUGGAACUUUAGUGAUAUCAACAGUAUGCUUUUUAACUGCAAAUGCAGCUUCAUUUGUUGGAUCAAAAACCAUAGGGUUAAUGACAGACAGAUAUUUCGACAAUCUUUUUUUCUACCAUUUUUUUAUCCUCUGCACAUUCAUUAUGAUACACAAGUACUGGCUAUCUGUUUACAAUUACGAAGUUGAGUCUCUACAGCUGGAGGUGUAA